AUGCUGGCACAAGAGAAUGAAGCAGGAAGUGAACAAGUAAUAUACUAUCUCAGCCGAGUUUUAACUCCAGUCGAGUGUAGAUAUACGCCGAUUAAGAAAUUAUGUUUGGCUUUGUAUUUUGCAGCAAUGAAAUUAAGAGUAUAUAUGUUGCCUGUUUUGGUUUAUAUUUCUUGUCAACCAGAUCUUAUAAAAUAUAUGCUAUCAAGACCAUUAAUCACAGGUCAGAUCGGCAAGUGGGCUUUGGCACUAAUGAAGUUCAACUUUGCAUAUGUUCCACAAAAGGCAAUUAAGGGAAGAGUAUUGGCAGAUUUUCUUGCCGAUCAUCCCUCACCUGAAAUCGAAUCACAAGUGUUUAAUGAGCUUGACUCGACAGCCAUAUUCAUGACCCUUUGGACUUUAAUGUUUGAUGGGUCGAGUACCAGUGAAGGCUCUGGAGCUAGUAUAGUAAUAAUAUCCCCAUCAGGGAACCAAAUUUUGUUUUCCUUCUUUUUGGAUUUCAGGUGCUCAAAUAAUCAAGUCAAGUAUGAAGCAUUGAUUAUCGGCUUGGAAAUUCUACUAAAAAUGGCAGUCAAGGAUGUGCACAUUGUGGGAGAUUCAAGUUUGGUGAUUAAUCAAAUCUUAGAAGACUUUAGAUGUUUAAAUUGGCAAUUAAGGCCAUUUCAUUCAUUGGCAACCCAAUUGGUCAACCAAUUUCACAACGUGACUUUGGAAUAUAGACCAAGGGCCAUGAAUAAAGUAGCUAAUGAUUUAGCACAAACUGCUUCAGGAAUCAGAGUGUCAAGUGGUAUGAAGGACAUGAUAAUGAAAAUUGUACGCCGAUCUCUUUUAUCGGCUAAAACAAGAAAUCAAGUUAUGGAAGAAGUCUUUGCCAUUGAUGUUGUUGAGUUAGAUGAUGAUGAUUGGCGGAUCCCUCACAUCUUGUUCUUAUAA
This is a messenger RNA of Cornus florida, 930 nucleotides long. RefSeq lists its product as uncharacterized. The record is from RefSeq and is a predicted model, not a curated record. Bases 1 to 930 code for a protein of 309 amino acids. Lineage: Eukaryota; Viridiplantae; Streptophyta; Magnoliopsida; Cornales; Cornaceae. The transcript has a single exon. Gene Ontology annotation, molecular function: nucleic acid binding; RNA-DNA hybrid ribonuclease activity.